Molecule: messenger RNA, 1107 nt
Organism: Macrobrachium nipponense
Lineage: Eukaryota; Metazoa; Arthropoda; Malacostraca; Decapoda; Palaemonidae
Product: piggyBac transposable element-derived protein 3-like
Exons: 1
Coding region: 1-1107 (368 amino acids)
Source: RefSeq, a predicted model, not a curated record
AUGGCUUUACACAGAAAUAAGAGAUCAAGGGACUUCUUUUCCAAGCAAUGGGUGGACGAAAGUUCGUUUUUUCGGCAAAUCUUUAGGAGAGAUAGGUGGUUCCAGAUAUUCUGGGGUCUUCAUGUGUCUCCUCCAGCAGCCCCUGGAAGUGGCUUCAUGGCAUCUCGGAGGUCAAAGGUAAAACAAGUUCAUGACUAUUUAUCUGAACGGUUCUUACGUUAUUAUCAUCCUGGAUGCCAUCUAAGCGCCGACGAGUCCACAGUACCAUUCAAGGGCAGGACCGCAUUCAAGAUGUACGACAGCAAAAAACCAACAAAAUGGGGCAUCAGAAUAUAUGAUAUUGCCGAUGCGCUGACGGGAUAUAUUCUAGGUUUGAUUCCGUAUUACGGCAAAGCUACUAUCGAGUGCCUUGGUUAUGCUGAUCAUCUCUUCACCACUCGCAUUGUAUUGACACUAGUGGACAUCGUUACGCGUGCCACAGGAGAAACUGGAUACCAUGUUUAUACGGAUCGUCUUUAUACAAACUUAUCUCUAGCUGCGGAACUUCUGAAGAAAAAGAUUCACAUCACUGGAACGAUAAAUACGAAUAGGAAAGGCCUUCCCCCUCAAGUGAAGAAAAGAAAAAGAUCAUCAGUAGGAACAGUAAGGUCGUAUGUGAAAAACAAGCGAUACCAUAUUCUGUCUUGGAAAGAUAAGAGGGACGUCAUUAUGUGCUCUACAUACCACACCGCAAGAACCGUCCAACAUCGCCGUGUUAUGAAAGGGAAUGUAGAACAAGUUAUUGAAAAACCAGUGAUGGUCUCCGAAUAUACUUCUAACAUGGGAGGAGUGGAUCGUGCAGAUCAUUACAUAUCAUCAUACUGCUUCCUACAAAAAUCAUUGAAAUGGUGGAGAAAAGUUUACUUUUUCCUUUUGGAAGUAGCCAUAGUGAAUAGUUUCAUUCUCCAUCGUAUUCAUAUGAAAUCAAAAGGGUUGAAGGUAUUAACUCAUCUUCAGUUUCGCAAAGAAUUGGUGAAAGAAUUGGUAGGAAAUGUAAGAAAUGCGGCUCAAAAUGGAAGAAGAAGCACAUCUGAUGAUGAGGAAAGGUUAAAUGGAAAAUUACUAUAA